Molecule: messenger RNA, 835 nt
Organism: Aspergillus ibericus CBS 121593
Lineage: Eukaryota; Fungi; Ascomycota; Eurotiomycetes; Eurotiales; Aspergillaceae
Exons: 2
Coding region: 32-784 (250 amino acids)
Source: RefSeq, a predicted model, not a curated record
CCCAACCCACGCCCCCAGCCUCGCCGAAACCAUGAUCCUCUCGCGCCUGACCGACCCACACUGGUCCUUUCUCUUCAUCGACCCCAUCCCAGCGAACAUUAUCUCCGCCACGAGGAAUCGACUCCCACAUACCCUCACUACAGCUCGGGAUGCGCGACGCCAUGAAGUUAUCAUCCUCGACACUACCCCUACCCCCACCUCCAGCUCCAGCUCCAGCUCAUCUGACCCAGAAAACAAGGAUGCUAAAGACCAAAAGAACGAAAAAGUAAUAGCCUACGCGCGCUGGACCCUCCCGCCCUCUCUCGCCCAACAACAACCCGAAGGUACCGUCUGGGUCUCAGGCCAAGUCCCAUCCCCCAGCGAGUCCGAGAAACAAAAGUACAAAGAAGCAUACGACGCCGCUAGCGAUGCGAAGGGCCGUGUCCCUGGGAUGAAAGACACGGGAUUAUUAGAAUUUCGCAGUGCCCCGUUAGAGCGGGCCGAGGAAAAAAUCCUUUCUGUGGAUGGGGUUGUGAAGGGGGAGGAAGUUCUCACAUUGGAAUAUUUAACAACCCACCCCAAAUACUGGCACCUCGGGGCCGCUAGCAUGCUCGUGAAAAGCGGGACCGACGUGGCGGAUAAAUACGGGCUCAAGACGUAUGUGAUGUCGGAGCCGGCGGGGUUGAAGGUGUAUCUGAACCAUGGGUUUAAGGUGGUGGAGGAGGUGGCGGUGGAUUAUGCGCGGUUUGGGGGGACGGAGGAGACGGUGCAUUAUUUUUUGGUGAGGGAGGCUGUUCCUCUGUGAGGGAGUGGUGUUGGUGGGUUGUGGGUCUGGGGGGACUAUGGGGACUAUGGG